CGGGGAUGGAGGAGGAGGAGGAAGGUGCUCUCGGUGCUUGCUCUCGCCCUUUCCCGCUCCCCUCCUCAGUGCUCCCCCUGCUUCGCCUCCGCCAGCAGCAGCACCUAGGGACGCCUUCGAGUCGGCUGCAUCCUCCUUUCCCGAGGUUUCUUGCCUGGGGGAGCGAAACGGAGGCAGGGCGGCUUUCCUCUCUGGGCUUCCCUCGCAGCGAGCAACCAGUGCGCGGAGAUGGGCUGCGGGAACUCCACUGCCAGCAGCUCCGGCAGCCGAGGUACUACAGGGACAGCAAAAGAUAUAACAGAAGAAUCAGUGUCAGAAGAUGACAAGAGGAGGAACUAUGGGGGUGUAUAUGUUGGUCUACCAGCUGAUGCUGCUACUGAGACUUCCAGUCAGACCAAGACUGCACCCAAAGAACUGAGACUGCAUUAUCGUAAGAGUGCUCCUUACUUCAUAACAAGACAAAGACAUGACAAAUGCAAUCUAUAUAUUAGAAAACUGUGAACAUACAGGAUGAUUCAAGCAGUAGAGUUAUCUGCAUGGAUUGCUCAUCACAACUGAAUGGAGCGCCGUCUUUCUGCUGAAGAUUUGCAUAGCCGGCCAAACAACCAGGAGGUUCAGGCCACUAAAAAGCUUCAUGGCUGGAAGUUACAACUGCAGGUCAAACUGAGUGCUCGGAAUGGAGCUGAGGAAGAGAAUGUGUUGGCAUUAUGGAACGUUUUGAUGUCACCUACUGCAUCAUUAAUUAAUAGGUGUAGGUGGGUGUUUCUGCAGAAGAGCUAAUGCUGCUGACUGCCGACAUUUUGACCAGAUAACAAGUUUCAUGGGCAACGAUAGGCUUAUUUUCCUUCAACUACUUUGGAUACGUUUAUACAAGGAGACCCAUUACAACUGUUCACUCAAGUAUUCCUAGAAUGGGGAAUAGUGUAAAUUAAGUAUUGAUUUACUUCAGAGUAAUAUAUUCAAGUAAUAUAUUUGAGCUAUUGUUGUAGGAAUUUGGACUUGGGUGCAGAUGUGCAUUGUCAGAUCCUUUUAACAACUAAUUUUGUACUGUGAAUCUGCUCCUAAAGUUAACUUGUCACUUUUUAAAUACUGUAUUUCUGCACCAGAACCUGCAGGUUCUACAGUUUUUUACAAAAAAAAGUUUACAAACAGAAAAGGAGAGAGCGAGUAUAUAAAAUUGUUCAAUAAAAUUUAUUUCAACGGAAUUUCUUUCUUUCUUUCUUUCUUUCUUUCUUUCUUUCUUUCUUUCUUUCUUUCUUUCUUUCUUUCUUUCUUCUCUCUCCCCCCCUCCCCCUUCCUUCCUUCCUUCCUUGGCAUUAUUCCAUUGGGCGUAAGUAAGAGAAAUAGGCACUGCUUAAGCAAAUGAUAAUGUGUCUUCCAUUUCACAUAAGAUCAUAGUAGUGUUUUUUGACAAAAAGCAACGAUUGGGGUGCAGGAUGAUAGAAGCAAGCCUGCAAGUAGGUGGGGGCAUUUGCCACUCAUUUCUGUGGGAAUUGCACUGGAACUCCAUGCAAGCCCCAUUGAAAUAAAUGGCAUCGGUUCAGGUACUGUGCUUGACUGACUACAUUCAGCAGUUUACAUACUGUGUGUGUGUAGCCAUCCACCGAUGGAAGCGGGUGGCAUAUGUUCUGCCUCUGUCCGUCCUGAAACUGCAUUGGCUCACCUAACAAUGGUGUGGAUGCCUCCAUUCAAACAGCAUGCUGCAACAGAGCAGCUCUGCCCAACUCCCAGCAUUCCUAAUAGGAGUCGGGCAGCACACUUCUUGGAGGGCGCCUCCUAUGCCAUCACCACACUAACACAGAUUCAGGACGGAUGGGGACUGCACACACACCACUUGCUUCCAAGGGUGGGGGACUGCACAGUAUAUAAGCCACUGUGGCUAGAGAAGAACCAAUCAAAAUUCCAGUACUGCACAACUCAUAAACCUGGAGAUGUCUUGAUCAGCAACAUUUUAUAUCUCCGUCUUGUAAUUCACGUCAACAUCCAUUGUGUGUGUAUAAAUAAGAUAUUAACUAAUAUGUCUCUCUUUUUGACUAUGUUUUAAAGAACAAUUGCAUUUCUAAUUUCAUUAAAUUUAUACUGGCUUUCACUGUAGCACCACUAGUAUUUCUACAUGCAUGAAAAUGUAUUUAUUAAAGCAUUCCCCAUAA
Molecule: messenger RNA, 2150 nt
Organism: Hemicordylus capensis (graceful crag lizard)
Lineage: Eukaryota; Metazoa; Chordata; Lepidosauria; Squamata; Cordylidae
Gene: C5H12orf75
Product: chromosome 5 C12orf75 homolog
Exons: 7
Coding region: 229-501 (90 amino acids)
Source: RefSeq, a predicted model, not a curated record